AUGAAUUUGAGACUGAAGAAAGUGAAAAAAAUACGAUGGAUUUUGUUGAAUUUCCAGAUUUGGUAUCAUUUUAUUUAAAAAAAAAUGGGAUUGAAGUUAAAUUUUUUUACGCGUAUCAGCAACAUGUAAUAAAAUCAGCUGUCAGAAUAAAAAAUCUAAUAGAUUAAGAAUUGAAGAAUGUACCAUCUACAAUAAUAGUUGGAAAAUUCAACUCACAACUUCAAAGUUCUCACUUAAAUAAAUAUUUUCCAGGACUAUUCUAACUGAUCUAUCUUUCACUGUUUUCACAAUGCCCUAUGUUUUUCUAACCUCAGGAACAAUAAGUUUUCUUGGUCUUUUCGAAUAUUUCGAUAUUCCAUCAAAAUUUCAAAUGUUUUUUGUUCAAAUGAUGUUUGGAGUUCUCUCAAUGUCGAUUAUUGCAAUUUUUGAGAAUCGACAUAGUGCAAUUUCAACAAUCACAUUUACAGUUCCAAAAGGAUUUCGAAAAGUGCUUUUCUAUUUCUUCAAUUUGGUUUUUCAGGCGAUUUCAUUUUCUAGUUAUUUAUUAACUGAUUAUGAUACAGAAUAUUAUAAAAUUAUCAUUCUGAAAACAAUAUCUCCAUGCCCAGAUCCAUUAUUUUUCAAAAAAUCAACUCAUAUAAUUUCAAUGAAACCAAUUAUUGUUGCACUUGCUGUGUUGAUUUGUCUUUUAGUUCUUGCUUUGCAAACUGGAUUUUUUAUACUUCACUCAAUUUAUCAUUUGGUUUAUGCUUUCAAUAUUUCAAUAUCUCGAAAUACUAGACAACUUCAGAAAAAGUUUAUAAUCAGUCUUUUGAUACAAGUGACAAUUCCAUUUGCAAUUGUUGGUUUUCCGUUGGGUCUCAGUAUAUUGACAACAUUUUUUGGAAUUCAAAGUCAAGUUCUUGCUUGUCAAACAUUCUUAGCUCUUGGUAUGCAUGGGUUCAUUGCAUCGAUUUCUUUUAUAAUUUCACAUAAAGAAAUUCGAGAUUAUACAAUGGGUUUAUUUUGGAAAGCAGUACGAGUUAAUAAAAAAAUGUCGAAUGUUAUCGAUACAAGUUUUGUGAUAUGA
Caenorhabditis angaria is the source of this 1069-nucleotide messenger RNA. NCBI's taxonomy places the organism in Eukaryota, Metazoa, Nematoda, Chromadorea, Rhabditida, Rhabditidae. The record is from the annotation of a GenBank genome assembly.